UAAUUUGAAAGCAUGGGAAACGCUGAAAAGUCUCGACCUGAGUUACGUAACGGUUUAUUUCAGUGUGUCUCAUUUGCGUGAUGGUUUUCCUUUCAACUUUCCGCCCACUUUUUCCAGCUUCAGCAGACUCUGAGGUUUCUCUGCGACAUGAUAGGCUGCUUCUGUCCGCUUGCUGAACGGAUGUGGAGAGCUUUGCAUAAAACACUACAGUGCUGCUCGUCAGCUUCAAACUGUUGUGAACUUACUCAGACACACAGCAGACUGUUGGUGCCUUAUUCACUGCUUCAUCAUGUCCUCAGACUUAAACACAGACUUCGAGCUGGAGCUGGACGAGCUGCUGCAGGAGUUCCAGGAUGUGGUGGAGGAGCUGAAGGCCCCGUCUCACAGCAGAACUCACGUGUACCAGCGGGUUCUUCAGGAGGCCAAAAGCCGCACAGGGCUGGCAGACGACAGCGGGGUAGAUGACUCUGACUACGGCAGUGAAGCUUCUUUGGGAAACAGUCUGAACACCAGCGAGGAGGAGCUUCACACAGCAGGCAUCACGCUGGCACCGAAAGCCAAGCUGGGAGACACGAGGGAGCUCGAGAGUUUUAUCAACAUGUUGGACCAGGAACUUGCAGAGAUGUGAACAGAGUGAGAAUGAGCCCCUCAUCUGGACAAGGGGGAGAAAGAGGCAGGGGGGUGACAUGGCCCAGCAGACUGGCAGAUCCACACCAGAGCAGAUCUGAGGGCGCAAACGCUCCUCUGGCUGCUGCAGGGGGAAAAGGUUAACAUCAAAAAUUAAAACGGCACUCCAUUCCAAAAAUGCAAGAAAACCCAUCAGACCCCUGGCGACGCUGCGUUCAUCCGGCAAGGCAACAUCCCUCAGCAUCGGAUCCAAGAUGUUCGACUGACUCCCUAAACAAGCAAAGCUUCCAUCUGUCCGGGAAGAGAAGGAAAACGCUGCCUGGAGUGUAGAAAGCAUGUUCAUGCCACAUUUAAAAAUUCCCACAGGAACUAUGCCAGUUAAAGGGCCCUAAACCCUCGGUGCCAUAUUUUUUUUAAGGAGGCAGAUCUUUGUUCCAAAUUGCAAAUGGCACUUUAGAUUCUAACUUAUUGCAAGUCCAAGGGGUUGAAAUCUGCUUAUGAGUUGACGUCUCUGGUGUACAGUUCUUGCUUAUAUCAUUUUUUUAAUAUGAAUUGUUGUACAGAUGACUGCACAUAUAAAUAAAGCAACAUUUUGAUACAA
This is a messenger RNA of Notolabrus celidotus (New Zealand spotty), 1228 nucleotides long. Its product is annotated as regulator of cell cycle RGCC. Bases 290 to 628 code for a protein of 112 amino acids. The transcript is spliced from 5 exons. Lineage: Eukaryota; Metazoa; Chordata; Actinopteri; Labriformes; Labridae. The record is from RefSeq and is a predicted model, not a curated record. Gene Ontology annotation, biological process: regulation of cell cycle.